Molecule: messenger RNA, 819 nt
Organism: Ipomoea nil (Japanese morning glory)
Lineage: Eukaryota; Viridiplantae; Streptophyta; Magnoliopsida; Solanales; Convolvulaceae
Product: nuclear transcription factor Y subunit B-7-like
Exons: 1
Coding region: 1-753 (250 amino acids)
Biological process (GO): regulation of transcription by RNA polymerase II
Cellular component (GO): CCAAT-binding factor complex; nucleus
Molecular function (GO): protein heterodimerization activity; DNA-binding transcription activator activity, RNA polymerase II-specific; RNA polymerase II cis-regulatory region sequence-specific DNA binding
Source: RefSeq, a predicted model, not a curated record
AUGGAAGAUGACGAAAGGCAUGGAAACGCCCCAAAUGUGGGCCUUAGAGCGAGUCCCGAAAGUAGCACAUGUUCCAAAAACAAUAAUAACAACAACAAGGAACAAGAUAGGUUUCUCCCCAUCGCCAACGUUGGACGGAUCAUGAAAAAGGCCAUCCCCGGCAACGGCAAAAUCUCCAAAGACGCUAAGGAGACCGUUCAGGAAUGCGUGUCGGAGUUCAUCAGUUUCGUCACCGGCGAAGCCUCUGACAAGUGCCAGCGCGAGAAGCGAAAGACUAUCAACGGUGAUGAUAUCCUCUGGGCCAUCACCACACUUGGCUUUGAGGACUACGUCAAUCCCCUCAAACUCUACCUCAACAAGUAUAGGGAGCUGGAAGGAGAGAAGCUUAAUGUCCCCAAACAACAACAGCAACAGCAGCACCACCAACAACAACAGAACGUCGUCGUUGAUCACCAGAAUUCGCUAAAUCUGGCCGCGGUUUAUAACGCCUGCAGUAGUAAUGUAUAUACAUCUUCUAAUAACUCGCCUGCCGGCCUCCUCUCCCACCAUCCCCCCUACGUGUCCUCAUCGGAUCAUCAUCUUCAACCUUUCCUUAAUUUGCCUUUCCCUACCCAUCAGAACACCAUUCAGGCACAAUUCACUCAACAAGAACACAUUACCUUUCAAAAACAAGAACGCAUUACCUUUCAAAAACAAGAACACAUUACCUUUCAAAAACAAGAACAUAUUGAUUCUGUAGGUCAUUGGCAAUAGUAAAAGUUUUAAUUGGCCUACUCCCCCUUUUACAUUUUUUUUUUUUGUUUUUUUUUUUUUUUGUUG